This is a messenger RNA of Oryzias latipes (Japanese medaka), 5124 nucleotides long. Lineage: Eukaryota; Metazoa; Chordata; Actinopteri; Beloniformes; Adrianichthyidae. The record is from RefSeq and is a predicted model, not a curated record.
ACGUUACUGUAGUCGUCAGAGGGAGGCGGGAUUUGGUCAGAGGGCAAAUAUAUAUAAAAAUAAAUUUAAAACAUAUCUUAUUAAAUUGACCGAAAACACCUCCAUCCGUGCACCGGCUCAGACGCAUUUCUCAAAGGGAAUUAGGCGGAGGAGGGAGGAGGGGAACGCCGCUCUGAAGUGCAUGGUGGAGGGAUGACCCUGAUGGAGAUGAUGAGGCCAGCCUGGCUCUGAUGCUUCCCUGCACGCCCCAUUGAUUCACUGGGACUGUGGGCUGCUUCUGGUGGAGAGGAUUAUCCAGGAGGCUGGGGGAAGCAAGACGAGGAAGAAGAGGAGGAGGAGGGGAGGCAUCAUCAUCAUCGGAGAGCGGGGUUUGUCAGGGAGGCUGGUGGAUUAUUAUAACACAAAAUAAGGCUUUUAUUGGAGAGAAAAAGGGGAAGACUUAAGGUCAGAACUGGGUGUAGGGUUUUGCUGCUGAAUCCCUGCACCCACCCGCCGGUGGACUAUAACCUUCCGAGGAUACUGGCCUGGCUUCGGAUGAGAAACGCUCCAGUCAGAGACGCAGAUCCGGGGGAACGUCCAUGUGUUGUGUUAUGUAACCACCUCAAGUGCAGUUUAACCAGAAGCUCCUUUAUUGACCACAGCACUGCGCUUUGAGUGUUUUCGGGGCCGCUGGGAUUAGGCUGCAGAGCGUGUUCGCUUGUUUCCGUGGCUGUGUGGGGGGGUAGGACCAUACAUUCGAGGUUGGACUUGGACCCAGCUGAUAGAAGAUGUCGGGGCAGACGCUGACGGACCGCAUCGCCGCGGCUCAGUACACCCUGACUGGAUCCGAUGUGUGCAGAGCGGUGUGCAAAGCCACCACUCACGAACAGACUGCACCCAAGAAAAAGCACCUGGAAUUCCUGAUCCAGGCCACCCAAGAAACCAACGUGAACAUUCCCCAGAUGGCCGACACCCUGCUGGAGAGGGUCGGCAACGCCAGCUGGGUGGUGGUCUUCAAAGCCCUGAUCACCACACACCACCUCAUGGUUCAAGGCAAUGAGAAAUUCCUGCAGUUCCUGGCGUCCCGGAACACCCUGUUCAACCUCAGCAACUUCCUGGACAAAACUGGCUCCCACGGCUACGACAUGUCCACAUUUAUCAGACGCUACGGCCGCUAUCUGAACGAGAAGGCCUUCGCCUACAGACAGAUGUCUUUUGACUUUGGCCGGGUCAAAAAAGGGGCCGAUGGGACAAUGAGGACCAUGUCAGUGGAGAAGCUGCUGAAAGGAAUGCCCACCCUGCAGGGCCAGAUUGAUGCGCUGCUGGAUUUUGAUGUGCAUUCCCAGGAGCUGAAUAACGGAGUGAUAAAUGCCUGCUUUCUCCUGCUUUUCAAAGACCUCAUCAAGCUCUACGCCUGCUACAAUGACGGCAUCAUUAACCUGUUAGAAAAAUUCUUUCAGAUGAAGAGGAGUCAGUGCAAAGACGGGCUGGAGAUCUACAAGAGGUUCUUGACACGAAUGACUAGGGUGUCCGAGUUUUUUAAAAUAGCUGAGCAAGUGGGAAUAGACAAAAACGACAUUCCUGAACUCACACAGGCGCCAGAAAGUCUUCUGGAGUCCCUUGAAACGCAUCUGAACACUUUAGAAGGGAAAAAACCAGAGGAAAAGUCACCCACAAAGGACGUGACAGCAAACAACAGUUCUGCUGUUGCUGCUGCUCAUUCAGCAGCCCCAGCCAAACCCCCUCCUCCUGGCACAGCCGGCGGGCCACCAGCCCGCCCCGGACCGCCUGCAAAACCUCCUCCACCUGCCAUCACUCCAACCGCACCGGUCCCUGCCCCCACCGCUGCCAGCAAUGCUCUUGACGAUGGGUUCCUGUUGGACCUCGACCCCAUGCUGUCUUCUUCAGCAGCAGCAGGAGCUGCAGCCAGCUCUUCUACAACUGCAUGGGGAGAUCUCUUGGCUGAGGCAGCUCCAGCCGCCACCGAUGGAGCGUCUGAAGCUCUCCUGGCAAACGGAGACUCUAGUCAUGUUUCUGCUGCAGCUUCCACUGCCCCUGCAACUGCCGCACCUGCAGCUGCCACUGCCAUCACGGCUGCACCGGUGCCUACCUCGCUGCCUGUCUCUGCUCCGGCAGCCACCACAGCCACAGACAUCGACCUUUUCGGAGAUGCGUUUGCACCUUCCCCAGGAGACGGUCCUGCUGCCGUGGCCGCUGGCCCCGCUGCUGAUGCAUUUGCUGGAUCUGACCCCUUUGCCACGACGGAGGGGAGCGCCGACAUUGCUCCAGAGCUGGAUCUGUUCGCUAUGAAGCCCGCCGACACGGGGGCCGCCGCUGCCAUCACUCCUCCCACCUCUAACGAGGCGCCAACCAUCAUCGCCCCCAUCGCUGCCCCUGCCGCCCCCACCCCUGCCACCACCACCGACACCACCACAGAUUCUGCAGCCGCCCCGACUCUAGAUAUCUUUGGUGAUAUGUUUGAUUCUAUGCCUGAGCAAAGCCCUACAACAGAAUCCAAAGCUGCUACCACUCCUAGCGUAGACCUUUUUGGUGCAGACCUUCCUGCUGUUUCUCGCGGGCCCUCUCCUUUGCCCGAGCCGGCUCCUUCUGGAGAUAUUGUGACGGAUUCCUUUUCAGCUCCAAUUCCAGCUCCGGCAGCAGAAACUUCCUCCACACCCAAAGCAGAGCCAGAACCAGUCAUAGACCUGUUGGAUUCCUUUGGUGGUCCUGCAGAGGAGAAGCAGAGCUCAGCUCCUGGAGGGCCUGGAGAUGAUCUGCUGGGAGGUCUAAUCUCCCCCACUCUUGCCCCCACUGCUGCCCCAACUCUGGCUCCAACCUCAGCUCCAAUCCAGAACAACCUUCUGGAAAGCGGCUUUGAAGCCUUAGGCUCACUGCCCUCCCCAACACCUCCAGUUCCAGCUGCAGGUCCUGCUGUACCCAUGGUACCUGCUCCAGCUGCACAGCCUGCAUCCUCCACCACAGCGCCCUCUGGCGGCUUUAAUGCUUCAGUGUUGGGUGGGUUAGGCGACUUGCUGAUGCCCACCAUAACGCCGCAGAGCACUGGGGGCAGCACCACAGGAAGUGCAGCAGGAAGCAUGGGCACUCCUGUCACACCUGGAGGGAUAACAAUGGCUCCUCCCCCCACCCCACCUCUGACCAAAACCAUUGGAGGAGACCUGGAUUCAUCUCUGGCCAACUUGGUUGGAGACCUAGGCAUGAAGAAGAGGGAUCCACAAAGUGAAAAGAAGUUGACCGGAGGAGCAAACUGGACUCCGCAGGUUGCUCCCACCAGCUGGGGCAAUCCAGGAGCCCCAAUGGCUGGUGCAGCCCCCGGAGUGCCAGGUGCUGCGCCUGCUGCAGCUAUGGUGCCACCGAUGGCGGUGCAGCCUGGAUUUGGCAUGCCUCCUGCUGGGGGACCUGGAGCUCCACUGAUGCAGCCUAUGAUGGGGCAGCCCAUGAUGAGACCCCCGUUUGCAGGAGCCGCUGCACCAGGAGCACCGAUUUCGCCAGGACCUGGAGGUCAGAGCCCCAAGAAGCCCAAGGAUCCGCUGGCCGAACUCGAUCUCAAGGACUUCUUGUAACGUCCCGGCUGCUUUCCUCUCGGGAUCAUAGCCUUCUCACCUCUUAACCGGUGUCUGUCAACAUCUCAGGAGGCCAGCCAUGUUCAACUACUCCCUCCUCCGCCCCACCUUUCUCCAGUGUGAUAUGUUGUAGCACAAACUGUGAAAGUGAUUAUAACGGAAAACAAAAAAUGUAAGAAAAAACGCGUGUGCUUAUAUCGGUGUACUAAUCCUUUUUUGUCACACAGACAAAAAAAAGUCCAGAGAGGCGAGAGAAGACAUCUGUGUUUAGAUUUCCUGUCAAAGUUGAAUGAUUGAUGUGUUUUGGUGUUCUGAACUCCUCUUACCUGUCCUUGACCCCGCCUCCUGGUGAAGAGGUAAACAAAGCUGGUUUGGGAGUAGCAGGCAGUGUGGUGUUUACAAAGAUCAUGUUUGCUGUACAUAGAUUUCUCUGGCGAGCGUUACGUCUCUGUUCUGUGUGUCUGUUGAAGAGAAUUAUAAAUGUUUGAGCCAGAAGAUGAAAUUGUAAAAAGUCGUGUGAGUAUUCCCCUCUUCCUCCACCCUCUUUAAGAGUACCUGGGAAGGAUUUGACCAUGUUUAAAUGAUUAUUGUAUUGAAUAUUUAGGCAUAACCUCUGUGGACUUCUGAGUCAUACAAGACCAACAAGUGAUUCUUCUUUCAUUUUUUUAACUCAUGGCUUUAAAUUCCAUGUUUUUCUCUGAGUCAUUUUGAUCCCGUUUUGUUUGUUUUAGAGCAGGCAGGCCUCUGGGCUGCCGUGUAUGUUCCUUGGCGUUGCUGUUGAGGAGCAUAUCAAACGCCUGCUCCAUUUGGAUUCAAGCUUUCCUUCUGUGUAAAUGUUCAGCUGUGUUGGCUCGGUUCUCGUGGGUCCGUCCUCUUUUUGCCUUUGACCUGCUCAGUGUGUUCGUUUUGUAUUGUGUGAAUUUGCCAUGACACACUUGUCGUUCACACAGCUAACUGAACUCGUUUUAAUACAGCAUGUAAACUAAACGAACAAUUGACAGAGGAGUUAAAAAAGAUCAUGUAUGUUGUGCACAUAUCCAAAAUGCUUCAUGAAACAUGUUACAAGCUUUCAGAAACCGGCCUCUCACUUUGUCUGUGUUUACUGCAGAAUUACUAAUCAGACAUACAAAAGGGCAAAUUUAAAUAUACGAAUUAUUUCCAUCUGAUCGUGGUGUUUUAGCUGUUUUGUCAGUGGAGCCUCUUUUCCACUAGAGGCCGCUGUUGAACCGUUUUGCAGUGUCCUUGUUCUCCCAAAUUUCCCUCCUCAUCUGUUCCUUACAUAGAGUGACAGUGUUCGGAGUGUCGGAUGGCAUUUGACACGGUCUCUCCUGCUGUGCCGUAAACUGCAGAGACAUAGGUCUUACUCUGUUCCCUUCAUGUUUGUGGAUUGGUUGUGAGUGUCAGAUGUGAUUCAGAGUAAAAAAAAAAGGGAGAUUGUUAACAUUUUUCAUGACUGAAUUAUUAAAAAUGUUUUUUUUUCAGCUGUAUAUUUAUUAGAUUUACAAUGGCCUUUCCCGGUGCAUGUAAGCCCUUUGAGAUGCAAUAAAUUGGAUGACAGAUUGAA